AUGGACAACUGGGUUCUACAGUUUCCUAUUGUUGAGUCCUCCGACUGGGUUCUGCUUAAGGUAUCGCGCAAGGUCGGAGGCGAGCAGUUAGAUCUUGAUUUAAUCGCAACUGAUGGAGAAUCAGCUUAUCGCGCUAAAGUCAGAGAGAAAAAGAUAGAUAGGCUCAAAGACGAGCACUAUACUGGUUCGUGUGAACAGUGGAAGGCUGAGUUACUUAGUGCACUCGUUCCCCAAGCGUCGAAUUCACUGGCAGCCGAAGAUCGCAAUAUCUUGAGAACCACAUGCAGAAUACUCGCUCGAGGCUCCAAAUCAAGCCUGGCCAUCACUCUAUCGACAGAUGUCUCAGGCAUCAAGCACACUCAUGGCACCAUCAAACUUGAUUACACUGAAGAUACCGAAGACGUAAACCUCUUCGAGUGGACCAGCCAGGCUAUCACUGAUCGCGAUUCGCUCCGAGAUCAAACGACCGAGCAUCAGAAGUGCCUUCAGACUGCCGAACAAAAGGUCAAAUCACUACAGACACAAUUACAGGAUCUGAUUAGGGCCAAAGAAGAGCACGAGCGACAAUUAUUAUCCAAGUUCACUUUACUCCUCAACGAGAAGAAAUUACGCAUACGUGUGCAGCAGCGUCAGCUUGCUGAGCAAGAGGCAACAGGCACCACCGUAGCUCGCACUGAUGCUUCCCACAGCUCACGAAAACGGAAAGCUACGACAGCACAAGGCUUACAGGAGCCUGAUUCAGAAUCUGAUGCUUUCGAGCCAAUGGAUACCGAUGCACAGGAGAGGCAGUCUUCAGAAGAACAGUCUGUUCAGGCCCGUAGGUCAGAAUCAGAGGCUGAAACAGAGAGUGAUGACGAUGUGCCACUAGGCAGUCCUCCUAGAACGAACAAGAUUCCUGGAGAACGGUUUGAUAUUCCUCCGCCAAGAGACCUGCCAUUUGAAUUACGAGCUAAGGAAACAGCCACUGCAGCACCAACCAACCCUGAUCGAAAGAACAGUGAUGAUCAGGAAGCCGACGAUGAAACUGCGUCAGAGGACGACGAGCUCUAG
This is a messenger RNA of Lithohypha guttulata, 1050 nucleotides long. RefSeq lists its product as uncharacterized. Gene Ontology annotation, molecular function: DNA binding. Bases 1 to 1050 code for a protein of 349 amino acids. Gene Ontology annotation, biological process: double-strand break repair; DNA recombination. Gene Ontology annotation, cellular component: nucleus. NCBI's taxonomy places the organism in Eukaryota, Fungi, Ascomycota, Eurotiomycetes, Chaetothyriales, Trichomeriaceae. The record is from RefSeq and is a predicted model, not a curated record. The transcript has 2 exons.